Molecule: messenger RNA, 905 nt
Organism: Microcebus murinus (gray mouse lemur)
Lineage: Eukaryota; Metazoa; Chordata; Mammalia; Primates; Cheirogaleidae
Source: RefSeq, a predicted model, not a curated record
AGGGGCCACAAGAGGGCACUGCUCCCUUCAGGUGGUGGCUCCACACAAAUUCAUCUUCCCUUUCUGAGCACAUCUCAGCCUGUGGCAUGAUCUUGUAGAGCAGUUUGUCCUGCUUAACACACGAUUUGGAUCAAGAAACUAGAGAAACAGCCCUCUCAGCUUUGGUGUAUCCCUGAACAAGACCUUCCACUGCUUCUCAGCCGGCCAUGCUGUGGGCUUCCUGCUCAGGACUUGUGAUCUUAUUGAUAUUCAGAGGGACCGAUGGAGACUCGGUGACCCAGACGGAAGGCCCAGUUACCCUGCCUGAGGGGGAAGCUCUGACCUUGAACUGCACUUACCAGAGCAACUAUGCAGCCUUCCUUUUCUGGUAUGUUCAGUUUCAAAAUAAAGAGCCUGAGCUGCUCCUGAAAAGCUCAUCGGAAACCCAGGAGACGGACGGCAGAGGUUUCCAGGCCAAUAAUAACAAGAGUGACAGCUCCUUCCACCUGAAGAAACCCUCAGUGCAGCUGUCAGACUCGGCUGUGUACUUCUGCGCCAUGAGAGGCACGGUGAGAGGGGCUGAGGGGGGAGCCCUCCACAAACCCUGCGGGCGCAGGUGGGGCCUGGGUGUGCCCGGCCUUCAGGAGGGGGCGUUAUUUCCUCUUUCCGUGGUGUCCUAUGCUGGGGGCUUCUUCCAACUACUUCCAGCUCUGAUCCUUCAGAGCCAAGGAAAAGUGGAGUUCUUGGAUUACUCUCCAGAGAGGAAUUGGAGGGGAUACGAUUUCAUGGUUGUUAUGUUUACAUUUGAAGAAAAACCUAAUGCAAUAUUACAAGCUGUGGUUUAUGCAAAUGACAGUCAUAACAGUCGUUUGCAAUAUCUACAUAUUGAAGCCAAAAAACUCAGUCAUCAUCUUCUGUGUUCUUGA